GCUUGUGGCUGGAAACGUCAGGGCGGGUUCUUUGAGAACGUGAUAUCCAGAGGUCACGUGAUAUGCACUUCGGAAAGCCUGUGCCAAGCACGUGACGAUGCUAGUGACCGGCAAGUGAGGAGAGCAGUCAGUGAGUUUGCAAGGAAGAAAUAUCUUUACUGGCUAGAGGGGCCAAGUCUAUGUGAGACCGUAGAGACAGGUAUUGUUUCUAUGACAAAACUAUGCUCUUUGUUCCAAGACCUACGUGAUGGGGAUAAGCUUACUUCACUCAUUCAAGACGCAAGAAGAUUCCUUAUGUAUCAUAAAGGUGCCAUCGAAGGGUAUCCUCUGCAGUCGUAUGCAUCGGCAUUAUUGUUCAGCCCAAUAGGUAGUCAGACCAGACAACUAUUCAAGCACGAAGAGCCUAAGGGAAUCACCAUCAGGCCAGCGUCAAGCGACAAGUGGAGCGCGUGCCUCCAGACCCUCGAGGGCCAUAGCGAUACAGUCAGAUCCGUAGCCUUCUCGCGCGACUCAACGAGGCUGGCGUCAGGGACGGGUGACGGGGCGUUAAGGAUCUGGGAUGCGAGCAGUGGCGUGUGCCUCCAGACCCUCGAAAUUGGCCAUACUCCUUUCAACUUAUCCUUUGAUUCUACUGGCUCUAUUCUCUAUACUGAAAUGGGGACUAUUGCCCUCCAAGGUGGAGAAGAUUUAUCCUUUGGCUCUACUGGCUCUGUCCUCUAUACUGAGAUAGGGACUAUUGCCCUCCGAAGCAGAGAAGGCUUUACUGCAAAGGAGACCAUAGAGCUCACACGUUCCCAGUUUGUAUCCACUAGCCUCAGCUCAGACAGGAAAUGGAUCACUCAUAAGGGUAAGAACGUACUAUGGAUUCCAUCAGAGUAUCGGCCGUCUUGUUCAUCUGUGAGUGGGAACAUUGUAGGUACAGGUGUUAGCUCUGGAAGAGUAUGGUUUUGUACGGCUGAUCUAUAACACUUUAAGCAUUGGUUUUAUC
Molecule: messenger RNA, 988 nt
Organism: Didymella exigua CBS 183.55
Lineage: Eukaryota; Fungi; Ascomycota; Dothideomycetes; Pleosporales; Didymellaceae
Exons: 3
Coding region: 211-966 (251 amino acids)
Biological process (GO): negative regulation of transcription by RNA polymerase II
Cellular component (GO): transcription repressor complex; nucleus
Molecular function (GO): protein binding
Source: RefSeq, a predicted model, not a curated record